Messenger RNA from Trypanosoma rangeli, 1116 nucleotides. Its product is annotated as putative deaminase. Bases 1 to 1116 code for a protein of 371 amino acids. Lineage: Eukaryota; Euglenozoa; Kinetoplastea; Trypanosomatida; Trypanosomatidae. Gene Ontology annotation, cellular component: cytoplasm; nucleus. Gene Ontology annotation, molecular function: tRNA-specific adenosine-34 deaminase activity. Gene Ontology annotation, biological process: tRNA wobble adenosine to inosine editing. The record is from RefSeq and is a predicted model, not a curated record. The transcript has a single exon.
AUGGCUUUUCCACUUAGUUGCCCACUUACUGCGGUAGGGAUGGAGGAGGUGGUGGUUCCAGAGGUGCCCCCGCAGCUUGUGCGCGGUGUGGCCCUCCGUAUCCCGCAUCCCAGUUGGAGCGGGGAUUUCCUGCGGAUUGCCAACCAUUCCUUUCCGUUGCAGCCGAAUGCUCGCCAUCUGAAGCGUAUUCGCAAGGCCCAAUGCGUAGCGGUGCUUGUUCCUCCCACUGACUGUCCUGCCACCCCGAGUGGGCACGCCCCAAGGCGUGGUAAUGAGGCUGAGGAAUCCAGUGCAAUGGCGACGUCAGUUCAAGCUUCACUAGAGCUGCUGCUUGGUGUUGGAUGCUCGUUUGAUGCCGAUCUACUGAAGGAAUUUGAAGAGGUCUCCGGAAAUGCGUCUCCCCUCAUCAUUAACACGGUGUGGGUGCCAGACAGGGCCCCACGUACGUCCCCCGUGGAGUGGACCAAGUGGUGCACAGUGUGGCCCUUUGCUGUUCCCAAACCACGUCAAGCCUCUUCACUGCCAAUUGAGGAAGUGACAAAAAUAAGACGCGUCUUUAAUGAGAGUGUUCUGUCGCUUGCCAAGCGAGGACGCAGUGAGGAGACGCUUGGAAUAGCGGCGGUGCUGAUUGACACUUCCCAGGACUGGUGUGUGCUUGCUUCGAGCGAUGCAGCGGGUCUACUGCACCGAUCAAACGCGGCGGCUUGCUUUGGAUAUGUGCCUGCUGUGGAGAGUUCAGAGGACCACGUUGUUCUGGAUCACCCCGUAACUUGCGUGCUAAAGAAGCUGGCUCACAUUCAGCACACAGAGCGAGUGGAGAAGGAUGAUGCGCCCUAUCUGGCGAACAACAUUGACUUGUUCCUUAGUCACGAGCCGUGCGUCAUGUGCUCCAUGGCGCUGGUACACAGCCGGAUCAGGCGCGUCUUCUACUGCUUUGCAAACCCCGUACACGGAGGGUUAGGGUCAGUCUUUUCAAUCCAUGCCAUUUCUUCACUCAACCACCAUUUUCGUGUUUUUCGCUGCAGCGCGAGUUGGCUGUGCGACGCGUGGCACGCCUCAUCGGAUUCUUCCGUCGCCCACGAUGACACAUCUUGGGAGUACCUCCGCGAGCCGUGA